Messenger RNA from Mirounga angustirostris (Northern elephant seal), 1377 nucleotides. It is a transcript of the gene KRT10, whose product is annotated as keratin 10. Bases 1 to 1377 code for a protein of 458 amino acids. Gene Ontology annotation, cellular component: cytoskeleton; keratin filament. NCBI's taxonomy places the organism in Eukaryota, Metazoa, Chordata, Mammalia, Carnivora, Phocidae. Gene Ontology annotation, molecular function: structural constituent of skin epidermis. Gene Ontology annotation, biological process: epithelial cell differentiation; epidermis development; intermediate filament organization. The record is from RefSeq and is a predicted model, not a curated record. The transcript has 6 exons.
AUGUCUGUUCGAUACAGCUCAAGCAAGCAAUACUCUUCCUCCCGCAGUGGGGGAGGAGGAGGUGGAGGAGGAGGAUCAUCCCACAAAAUUUCGAGCAGCAAAGGCUCCAUUGGUGGAGGAUUUAGCUCAGGGGGGUUCAGCGGUGGCUCUUUUAGUUGUGGGAGCUCUGGUGGAGGCUGCUUUGGGGGCUCAUCAGGUGGCUAUGGAGGAUUAGGAGGAGGUUUUGGUGGGGGUAACUUUGGUGGAGGUAACUUUGGUGGAGGUAACUUUGGUGGAGGCUGUGGAAGCAGCAGCUUUGGUGGGGGCUAUGGAGGAGGCAGCUUUGGAGGUGGCAGCUUUGGUGGGGGCAGUUUUGGUGGGGGCGGCUUCGGUGGAGGCAGCUUUGGAGGCUAUGGGGGUGGAUUUGGAGGAGAUGGUGGACUUCUCUCCGGAAAUGAAAAAGUAACCAUGCAGAAUCUGAAUGACCGCCUGGCUUCCUACUUGGACAAAGUUCGGGCUCUGGAAGAAUCAAACUACGAGCUAGAAGGCAAAAUCAAGGAGUGGUAUGAAAAGUAUGGCAACUCAAGCCAGAGAGAGCGUCAUGACUACAGCAAAUACUACCAAAUCAUCGAAGAUCUUAAACAUCAGAUCCUCCGUCUAACAACUGACAAUGCCAAUAUCCUGCUUCAGAUCGACAACGCCAGGCUGGCAGCUGAUGACUUCAGAUUAAAGUAUGAGAACGAGGUAGCCCUGCGCCAAAGCGUGGAUGCCGACAUCAACGGCCUGCGCAGGGUGCUGGACGAGCUGACCCUGUCCAAGACCGACCUGGAGAUGCAGAUCGAGAGCCUGACUGAAGAGCUGGCCUACCUGAAGAAGAACCAUGAAGAGGAAAUGAAAGACCUUCAAAAUGUAUCCACUGGUGAUGUAAACGUAGAAAUGAAUGCUGCCCCAGGUAUUGAUCUGACUGAACUUCUGAAUAACAUGAGAAACCAAUAUGAACAACUUGCUGAACAAAAUCGCAAAGAUGCUGAAGCCUGGUUCAAUGAAAAGAGCAAGGAACUGACUACAGAAAUCAAUAGUAACAUUGAACAAAUGUCCAGCUACAAAUCUGAGAUUACUGAAUUGAGACGAACAGUUCAAGCUCUGGAAAUCGAACUACAGUCCCAACUAGCCCUGAAACAAUCCCUGGAAUCCUCGUUGGCAGAAACAGAAGGUCGGUACUGCCUGCAGCUCUCACAGAUUCAGGGCCAGAUCUCCUCUCUGGAGGAACAACUCCAGCAGAUUCGAGCCGAAACCGAGUGCCAGAAUGCUGAGUACCAACAACUCCUGGACAUUAAGAUCCGACUGGAGAAUGAAAUUCAAACCUACCGCAGCCUGCUAGAAGGAGAAGGAAGGUGA